AUGAGCGCUUCAUCAGCUGCGGCUGCUGCCCGCUAUCAACCCAUCUCGACACAAACCCCAAAUCUGUCCCAGCCUAGAACCCAACCUCGAGGCUCGAGCAGAAUCAUGAACCGAGAUCAAGACGCCAACGAUAGGGCGGGUCUGCUAGGCCAGGAUCCAGAUCACGACGUUGCUAGUUACUCGAGACCAUUCCGCACAGAUCCUUCUCCCAACGUUUCGCAUUCCAACAUUGUUCAACCCGGCAGGGGCACCAGCACGAUCCACUCUUACUCGACAGGCUCACAGUCGACCAACAACGGCACCGCCAUGCCUCGCUUCAUGGGCGCAUAUCGCGCUACGGCACCCAACUCCGAGUCGGACCUCAGCGUCCACUCUUCGUCCCAAUUCAGUUAUGCUACCAAUGCCGAAAAGGCCGCGUACGCCUCCAAGGCGGGCGCUGCUGGAAUCGCUUCCAGUUUUCAAGACGAGGACGACGAUUGGCUUCACGAUCCCAAAGCAAAGAGCACAGUCGGCACUGCCGAAUCCCUCACUUCAAUGCGAGGCCUUCUCAACGUCGGCACGCUCCUUCUCAUCGGCUUGUGUCUUCUCAUGCUCUUCCUCGGCUACCCCGUCCUCAUCGAGAUUCGCAAAAAGUAUGCCGAUGGCACCGCUUCAGCCUCGCUCUCCACCACAACCACCUUCACCACUUUCCCCGUCAACAUGAAGCGCGGCUUGGUCGAUCAAGAGACACCGCAGUCGGCAUACAAGCGUACCUCGCCCGUUGACAAUUCGGCAUGGCAUCUGGUCUUUAGCGAUGAGUUCAACACGCCUGGUCGAACCUUUUGGCCCGGCGAUGAUCCCUUCUGGGAAGCCUACAACGGAUGGUACUCGGGUACCAACGACUACGAGUACUACUCGCCCGAAGCCAUCAACACCACCGACGACGGCUACCUGCAGAUCUCGUUCGAGGAGAGGGAGACCAACAACCUCAACUUCCGUUCGGGCAUGCUUCAAAGCUGGAACAAGGCCUGCUUUACCGGCGGUUACCUCGAAAUCAAUGCGCAGCUCCCGGGAACCCCCGACGCUGCCGGUUUCUGGCCUGGUCUUUGGCUCAUGGGUAACUUGGGCCGACCAGGCUACAACGGCGUCAACGAAGGUAUCUGGCCGUAUUCGUAUGCUGGAUGUGAUACCGGUGCGCUGCCCAACCAGACGUGGAUCAACGGCACCGGUCCACACCACGCCAUUGUCGCCAACGGUCAAUUUUCCUACCAGGUCAACCACAAACUCUCGUACCUGCCAGGUCUGCGCUUUCCGGCGUGCACCUGUCCCGGCGAAGACCAUCCGGGUCCCAACAACAACGUGGCGCGUAGCAGUCCGGAGCUCGACAUGCUCGAAGCCACGAUCGGUGCCAACGGUGGUCAGUCGUCUCAGUCGCUCCAAGUGGCUCCGUUUGACAUUGAUUACUUUUACAACAACGUGAGUGGCACCGACUACAUCAUCCAUGAUAGAGACACCACCAAGAUCAACGGAUACCAUGGCAACGAGCUGCAAGAGUCGGUCUCUGCGCUUGCCGCGAUCCCCGAUCGAGCGUACCAGAGACACGCGAAUGCUGGGUUUGUCAACUUUGGCGUCGAGUGGGAGCCGGACAUGAACGGCGAUGGUAAAGGCUUGGAUGGCGAGACGGACGCCUACAUUACGUGGUACAUUGAUGACAAGCCCACGUGGACAUUGAAGGCGAGCGCACUGACGGGGGUGCCCGAACUGGACAUCAGCAGGCGCUUGAUUCCGAGAGAAGCCAUGUCGAUGAUCGUCAACCUGGGCAUGGCGUACAACUUUCAGCCUCCGGUAUGGAGGCAGUUGCAAUUCCCCGGAACACUCAAGAUUGACUACAUACGCAUGUACCAGCGAGACGGCAGGGACGAUCGCGUUUCGUGCGAUCCAAACGAGCUGCCUACGCGCAAGUACAUCGAGAGGCACAGCGACAUCUACCAGAACAAGAACAUUUCGCGCUUCCCCAAGGAUCGCAUUCCUAAAAAUAGGUUGACGCAUCCUGGCUGCUGA
Molecule: messenger RNA, 2040 nt
Organism: Mycosarcoma maydis (corn smut)
Lineage: Eukaryota; Fungi; Basidiomycota; Ustilaginomycetes; Ustilaginales
Exons: 1
Coding region: 1-2040 (679 amino acids)
Biological process (GO): fungal-type cell wall organization; (1->6)-beta-D-glucan biosynthetic process
Cellular component (GO): endoplasmic reticulum membrane; plasma membrane
Molecular function (GO): glucosidase activity
Source: RefSeq, a predicted model, not a curated record